UUUAAAUAAAGUAAAAAAUUUGCUCAGUCCAGCGUACAGCGUAGAGCUCAGUCAUUUGAAAACUUUGGAGAGCGUAACAAAUCGUAGAAAUGUCGAAGAACAACAAAGGGCAGACCGCGUUUUAUUUCUUCAUGCUCGAUUGGAAAAAACAACAGGAGAAAUUUGGAAAAAGUUUUCCGGAAGGUCUACGCGAUGUUCAAAAGGAUCCACAAUUGAGCAUAGAUUGGAAGAAUAUGUUACCAGAACAAAAAGAUUAUUAUGAGUCUAAAGCGAAGAACAUCAAAGUUGAAGAACAACUAACUAAAAAAAUAAACAGAAAAACAACUUUGGGAGAAAUUGUAGACGAAAUUCUUGCAGCUGAGAAAAAAGAGCAAGAGUUCCAGGAAAAUAUGUUGCAAUACAUAAAUUCCAUAAUUGCGAUAGGUAUCCAUCACCAUUCCUUGGAUCAGAUGAAGUUCAUGCUGGUACAUGCAAACUGGUUUUACAGAAGAGAAGUAGGAAUCAAUCAAUAUGACUUCUGUCCUGCCGAGUUCGCUUUGGCAGAAUUUAGCUUUGAAAGGGGCGUUGAGAAUGUGUAUCAUGAAGUUGUCAGUGCCAAGAUACCAUUGGGGUGGAAGAGGGAUGCGUUGGAAACUAGUCGAGAAACUCAUAAAAUACCUAUUGAACAUCCAGAUGGACAGAGCGACUUUGCGUUCAUGUACACACAGUUUGUAAAAGUUUUAGAAUCCAACAUGACUGGAGAUAAGUAUCCUCCUUUAUUUACCACAGAAGAUUUGGUACCAGCUAUAGAAUCAUUGUUGAGGAGAAUGUGUCAGGCUGCUGGCAAGAGUAUGAACGAUUUCACGAUAUAUUCUCUGGAACAGCUGUUUACAGCACUGUUAAAUGCUGCCACAAAAGACACGACGAAGAAUUGCAGCAUUCCUUUCGUAGUUGCCAAACAUGAAUUUGGAAAAGACACAUUUUGUUCUGCAACUGGGCUUGAGUGUGAUUUCCACAGGAUUUUAGAUUCAUCUCAGCACUGUAGUAUGUCCAUAGUAAAAAGAUGGGGCUUCACGAUAUGCGAUCACUGUUGCUGUUAUUUGGACAUACCAAGGAUUGAAGGUGUCCACUACCCCCUGAGUAGACCAUACUUCAAUUCUCCUAAUUCAGGCUCCUUUGAUAUUCACAUUAGCAAUCUCAGUAUUAAUGAUUACAGUAAAGGAGAGAGGCAUCUCAAUGAGUGGUUUCAGUAACUUUGUUGCCCGUAGUCGACGAACGACGAAAAAUAAGCUAACCUAGCAGCCAAGUCGUAGGUUAGGACUCGUAUGGACUCCUAGCACAAACGAUGUAUAGAAGAAGAUAUUUCAUACGAUGUAUUUUUUCGGCCCAUUUUUUUGGGACGACGUCGCCCAAUUUUCAUUUUAGUGUCACUACCCACCG
This is a messenger RNA of Dufourea novaeangliae, 1419 nucleotides long. Its product is annotated as protein maelstrom homolog. Gene Ontology annotation, cellular component: nucleus; P granule. The record is from RefSeq and is a predicted model, not a curated record. Lineage: Eukaryota; Metazoa; Arthropoda; Insecta; Hymenoptera; Halictidae. Gene Ontology annotation, molecular function: sequence-specific DNA binding. The transcript has 6 exons. The coding region runs from base 90 to 1232 and encodes 380 amino acids. Gene Ontology annotation, biological process: piRNA processing; negative regulation of DNA-templated transcription; male meiotic nuclear division.